CUUCUCGAUGCCCACCAUGUGUGGGGGAUUGAUAGAAAGGUAUGUGGCUGCCAUGAUCCUAAGUGCAACUGGUGAUGCCUUGGGGUACUACAAUGGAAAGUGGGAGUUCCUCAGGAGUGGGGAGAAGAUCCACCAGCAGCUGGCCCAGCUUGGUGGCUUGGAUGCCAUAGAUGUGGAGAAGUGGAGAGUCAGUGAUGACACAGUGAUGCAUCUGGCCACAGCGGAAGCCCUCAUAGAAGCUGGGGAAGCCAAGGACUUGACCAAUCUCUUUUCCCUCCUUGCCCAGCAUUACCAAGACUGCAUGGAAGACAUGGACGGCCGGGCACCAGGUGGUGCCUCAGUGCAAAAUGCCAUGCAGCUGAAGCCACACAGCCCCGAUGGCUGGAGGAUUCCCUUCAACAAAUAUGAGGGUGGCUGCGGGGCCGCUAUGCGGGCCAUGUGCAUCGGUCUCAGAUUCCCUCACCAGAGCCAGAUGGAUAUGCUGAUCAACGUGAGCAUCGAGAGUGGCCGUAUGACCCACCACCACCCCACAGGAUACCUGGGUGCCCUGGCAUCAGCUCUUUUCACAGCCUAUGCUGUGAAUGGCAAACCACCCCAGGAAUGGGGGAAAGGUCUGAUGGAGGUGCUACCAGAAGCCAAAAAGUACAUUGUCCAGUCAGGCUACUUUGUGGAGGAGAAUCUUCAACAUUGGUCCUACUUCCAUGACCAGUGGGAAAAAUAUCUAAAACUUAGAGGAAUUUGGGAUGGCAAGUCAGCCCCUACCUUCCCAAAGCCCUUCGAUGUGAAAGAGAGAGAUCAGUUCUACACCUCUGUGAGCUACUCUGGCUGGGGCGGCAGCAGUGGGCACGAUGCCCCCAUGAUUGCCUAUGAUGCCAUCCUUGCAGCAGGAGACUCGUGGAAGGAGCUUGCGCACCGGGCCUUUUUCCAUGGUGGAGACAGUGAUUCCACGGCUGCCAUCGCCGGCUGCUGGUGGGGGAUUAUGUAUGGUUUCAAAGGAGUGAGUCCUUCCAACUAUGAGAAUCUAGAAUACAGGAAACGCCUGGAGGAAACCGCAAGGGCUUUGUAUUCUCUUGGCUCAAAAGAAGACACUGUGACUGCGCUGUAGGGACACGUCAUGU
This is a messenger RNA of Elephantulus edwardii (Cape elephant shrew), 1118 nucleotides long. RefSeq names its product ADP-ribosylarginine hydrolase (gene ADPRH). The transcript has 3 exons. The record is from RefSeq and is a predicted model, not a curated record. Gene Ontology annotation, biological process: protein de-ADP-ribosylation. Gene Ontology annotation, molecular function: magnesium ion binding; ADP-ribosylarginine-[protein] hydrolase activity. NCBI's taxonomy places the organism in Eukaryota, Metazoa, Chordata, Mammalia, Macroscelidea, Macroscelididae. Bases 8 to 1105 code for a protein of 365 amino acids.